Molecule: messenger RNA, 498 nt
Organism: Arabis nemorensis
Lineage: Eukaryota; Viridiplantae; Streptophyta; Magnoliopsida; Brassicales; Brassicaceae
Source: the annotation of a GenBank genome assembly
AUGAAGAAACCGUUCGACGAAAUCCAUGGCGUUGAAGCAGAGAAAGCUGAAGCUAUGAGAAGAUACAAAAACCGUAGAACUUUCCGGAACAUUCUACGAUCACUCGCCGUAGCUUUGCUCUGUUACUUAUGGUUUCCUAUGGUUCGAAUCGCCGGAAAUUGGUUUUACCGUACCGGAUCGGUUAUGUUAACCAAUCGUAUAUUCGUCUUCUUCCUUGUUAAUCUACUCGUCGUUUUGAUUUUCGUUCUGUCUCGCGACGAUGAGAGAGAUUGUAGUGGUGGUAGUGAAACAGAGCCAGAUCUGUACGAUCGGUACACUUCUUCCUCCGCCGUAAUCGUAACCGCUUCCUCCGGCGAGAAAGUUGAAGAAGAUGAUUCGAAGAAGCAGAUAGUUCCGGAGGACGAAAUCGGAGAAGAGGAAGAAGAAGGAGGUGUUCACUCCGGUGAAGGAGUAUCGGAGAACGGAAUCGGCGAGAAUGGCGAUGGAGAGAAUGAGUAG